This is a messenger RNA of Elaeis guineensis (African oil palm), 4166 nucleotides long. NCBI's taxonomy places the organism in Eukaryota, Viridiplantae, Streptophyta, Magnoliopsida, Arecales, Arecaceae. The record is from RefSeq and is a predicted model, not a curated record.
GCUUUUUAUAUUAUUUUUCAUUUCUUGUUUUUGGUUUCAUUAAAGUUUCCAUUAAAACCUUUGCAAUUUUGAUGAGAUUUCUCCCUGGCUUUUCUCCAUAACAAUAGAAUACCUUGAUAGAUUUCCUAAUUUUAACCUUCUCUGUCACUAGAUUUUGGUAUUGGAGAUUGAUUUUGUUUGUGGAAUUGGGUCGGUGAUGUUAGAUUUAAGUUGAUAAAUAUGGGUCAAUUAGCUACCACCUUCAUGGGAUUCGGCAUAUUUUGUAAAUCCUUGGUUGAUUUGGGGUUCUGAUGAUCACCAUGUGAGAUCUUGUUUUAUUAACCUUGGCCUAGGGUUUGAUGUUGUUUGUAUGAUCGGCCGAUGAUUCUUGUGGUUUGCUCUGCAAAGAGGCGAGGGGAUUUGUUUGGCUUGCUGAAUUGAACUUUUUGGAGUCUCUGGAGCAGUUCUGAUGGAGGCUAGAAUGUAUUCCAAAAUGAUUGGAACUACCAAGACAAGAAACCACUUCACGAUAUAUGUCCAUCAACUUCAGAGAGGAUCCAGAGCAUGAUGCAGUAAAUUCUGGUUAUUCUAUGGAGGCUACUGUGACUCCAUCCAUGCAAUUGAAUGGUGAUUCUGGUGGUUCUGAUGAAGUGAGGGCGAAGCGAUCCCUCAGGCACAGGACUGGUAUAUAUUAUGGUAUAUUUGAUACGAGCUCAGAAGAAGAAUCAGAGUGUGAAGGUACUGUCAAGGAUCACUCUUCAAAACUUCCCCACCAAAAUGAGAAUGUAUACAGAAGCCCAAGCAGCUCUAAAUAUGAAAAGGCAACUUCCAGAUGGCUUCCCAAAGAAGCAUGUAGACCUAUCAUUGCUGAAGCUCCUGCAUUCUAUCCAAGUGAGGAGGAAUUCAAGGAUACACUUGCGUACAUUGCAAGCAUACGACCAAAAGCAGAACAAUAUGGUAUAUGCCGCAUUAUACCACCCCCUUCUUGGAAAAUGCCAUGCCCUCUAAAAGAGAAGAGUUUUUGGGAACAUGCUAAGUUUACUACUCGAGUACAACAAAUUGAUAAGCUUCAAAAUAGAGAGCCAACAAACAAAAGAUCUCGAAAUCGUUGUCACAAGAGAAGAAAGAGAAGAAAGCGGUUGAGAUUUGGAAUGACUCGUAGGCACAAUAACUCUAAUGGUUCUGAAGCUAGCGACUGUAUGGGCUCGGAUGCAGAUGAAAAGUUUGGUUUUCAAUCUGGUUCAGACUUCACUCUAGAAACCUUCCAGAUGUAUGCUGAUGAAUUCAAAAGGCAGUAUUUUGGGACGAAAGAUGCUAAUGAAAAUGUAAUUUCUGGAAAUGAUGACCAUGAGAAGAGAUGGCAACCCUCAGUGGAGGAAAUUGAAGGAGAAUAUUGGCGCAUAGUUGAGGGAGCAACGGAAGAAGUUGAGGUGCAUUAUGGUGCUGAUUUGGAUACUGGAACAUUUGGCAGUGGAUUUCCUAAAGCACCAUCUUCAGCUAAAAAUGACUCAGAUUCAUGCGUGCUGUCAGGUUGGAACUUAAACAAUUUGCCACGACUUCCUGGUUCUGUUCUUUCAUUUGAAAGAGAAGAUAUCUCUGGGGUAUUAGUCCCUUGGCUUUAUGUAGGGAUGUGCUUUUCAUCGUUUUGUUGGCAUGUGGAAGACCAUCACCUUUACUCUCUCAAUUAUAUGCAUUUUGGCGAUCCAAAGGUAUGGUAUGGAGUCCCUGGUGGUGAGGCUGGGAAAUUUGAGGAUGCAAUGAGAAAGAAUUUACCUGAGUUGUUUGAAGAACAACCGGAUCUGCUGCAUGAAUUGGUUACACAAUUUUCUCCUUCAGUCCUUGAAGUGGAAGGAGUACCUGUUUACCGUGCCAUUCAGAAUUCCGGGGAGUUUGUUCUGACAUUUCCAAGAGCAUACCAUGCUGGUUUCAAUUGUGGCUUCAACUGUGCUGAGGCAGUAAAUGUUGCUCCCAUGGACUGGCUGCCACAUGGGCAAUGUGCUGUUGAGCUCUACAGUGAGCAACAUCGUAAAACAUCCUUGUCCCAUGACAAGUUACUACUCGCUGCUGCAUGGGAAGUUGUUAGAAAGCUUUCGCAGCAGUCUGUAUCACAGAGGAAUGACUUGGGAAUCUUGAGAUGGAAAAAUGUUUGCGGAAAAGAUGGAGUACUUACUGAAGCCAUUAAGGUGAGAAUCAGGAUGGAACAGAAAAGAAGGGAGUCUAUUUCUAGUAUAUCAAAAGCUAGAAAAAUGGACAAACACUUUGACUCAUCAAGUGAGAGAGAAUGCUUCUUAUGCUUUUAUGAUCUGCACCUGUCUGCUGCUGGUUGUGAAUGCUCUCCAAAUCGUUUCACAUGUCUAAACCAUGCAAAAUUGACAUGCCCUUGUGAGCCUAGCAGAAAAUAUUUACUCUUCCACUAUGACUUGGAUGAAUUAAACGCUCUAGUGACAACCCUAGAGGGCGAUUCAAGGACAGUGCAAUGCUGGGGAUUACAGGACUUGGGGUUGGCUUUAACUCCACAUAUGACAUUGUUGGAGAAAUCUAAAGAUUCCUUGGAGAAAAGCAUUUUGGAACCAAAAAGGACAUUAAUUGAUGUUAACAUUGCAGAUGUUGAGGUCGACAAUAAAGAUUACAAGAAUCAGAUAAAAGAUAAUGUUCUUCUUGAGCCAAACACAAAGUUUCCUACUUCUUUUGAAGAAACAAAAGGAUCCCUUAAUACAACAGUGCCAUGCAAAUCUGACUUUAAAAGGUAUUCAGAGACUGGUGUAAAAAGAGAAUCUGAAAGUGGGAACUUUGACAGGGUACCCUUGUUUACAAAAUCAGAAGUGGUUGAUUUGGAGCAUCAUGAAGUUGGAUGCCAGGGAUCAUCACCAGUCAAAACCAAUAUCCCACUCGGAAGUAAUAAAUGUGAAGGGGGAGACAUAUGUUGUCCUGGUCUCAACAAGGAACAACAAUCUGCAGAUCCUAAAGUUAAGUCAGCAGAACAUCUUGGUCAAUCCGUUGUCAAGGAAGCAUGUCACAGGAGUCCUGAUAUAUUUAGACAAGACUUUUCUUCAAAUUCUGUGUUGGUGGUUGUUAAUGAUAAUAUGGAUAAAACCAAGGAGUAUGCGCCUUUGCAGAUAACCAAUAAUCUCACCAGAACUAGUUCUGAAUGUGGAUCCUCGAUGUCCAUUAAUAAUUCUGCUGAGUUGGCUUCUUCCUGUGACAUUGCCAUCAGAAAUUUUAAUGAAGCAUUGUGUUCAAGAGAUGCCGAACAUUCUCGUAGAUCAAAUCCAAAGCUGUUUGGUAUGGACCUUCAACAUCUGCCCUCUUUAUCCAUACCUUUAGAUGUCCAACACAGUCAGCCUGUUGGGGGUAUCUCAAUCCAAUCUAGCACAUUCAAUCGAUCUGAUCAAAAGGUUCACAAGAUAUUGAAAUAUCGUGUCAAACCAAUUAAUUUUGGAACUGUGGUGCCUGGAAAGAAGUGGUGCAGCAGGCAAGCAAUAUUCCCCCAAGGAUACAGAAGUCGUGUCGAAUUUAUCAGUGUAGUUGAUCCAGUGACUACAUGUAGCUACAUCUCCGAAGUUCUGGAUGCUGGACUCCUGGGGCCUUUAUUUAAGGUGACGGUAGAAGAGAACCCGGGAGUAUCCUUUAUGCAUGCUUCUGCUACAGAGUGCUGGGAAAUGGUGCGAGAGAUAUUGAAUCAAGAGAUCAUCAGACAACGUGGCCUUGGGAAGCAAGGUCUUCCCCCAUUGCAAACUCCAGAAUCUGUGGAUGGACUUGAAAUGUUUGGGUUCUUAUCUCCACCAAUCAUUCAGGUGAUCGAGGCUCUUGAUCCUUAUCAUCAUUGCUUGGAGUAUUGGGCAUCAAGAUCAAACAUGUUGUCUCUAUCUGAGGGGAUCAAUGUGAAAGAUGGGCCUUCGGAACUUGCUAAGACCUCAAGCACUCCUACUGCAAAUGGUUGCCUGGCUAAUGCACAGAAGUUGUUUGGUGUGGAUUUAACUAGGAAGAAGCAGGAUGAAUCAUAUACUGACAACCAUACAUCAGAAGGAGAGGUUCAACGCAUACUUGGUGGAUUGUUGAAAAAGGCAAACCUUGAAGAAUUAACAAUGAUGCACAGAAUAUUCUGCAGUGGAUCAGAGAGCAGCAUCUCAAGAGCAGCAUUCAGUUCUCUGCUAGAUGAGAUCCAGAAGAAUGUACAUAAAUAAAAA